Messenger RNA from Dibothriocephalus latus, 498 nucleotides. The record is from the annotation of a GenBank genome assembly. Lineage: Eukaryota; Metazoa; Platyhelminthes; Cestoda; Diphyllobothriidea; Diphyllobothriidae.
UCUACCUCUCUCUCUCUCUCUCUGCUACUUACCUGUGUCCUUUUUUCCAACAAGGUCGUCCUUGGUGGCGUAAUCUCAUACGUUAUGCAGCUCGAGGCAAAAUACGACCUCAAGGUGGUGGGUGUCGUCCCCAGUGGCACCUGUUUGGCAUAUAAUUAUGAAGUCUGCAUCCCUGACCAAGAGAAGGCACCUCUCCAGAUCAGUGGUUGUCAACUUGAAGAAGUAGACAGUUUCAGGUACCUCGGCGCAGCAUUGAUUCCGAAUGGACACAGUAAGGAUGACAUUGCCUACCGAAUCGAUGCAGCUCAUCGAAUUCUCUCAAACCUUAAAAAUUUGCCUGUGCCGCGUGCACCCGACCUAUCGAUUGCUAGCUCGAUGAUUACCGACAUUAUCGUGAUUGCGCUGGUUGCUUUCUCAAUCAGUUACUCCCUCGCUGCAGUCUACGCGAAAAAACUGGGCUACGAGGUGGAAUCCAAUCAGGUCAGUUUACAAGGUUAA